AUGACUCCCAUCCUCAGGGCACUACUCUCCCUCGGGCUGAGUGUGGGCCUCAGGACCCCAGUGCAGACAGAGCCCCUCCCCAAGCCGACCCUCUGGGCUGAGCCAGGCCCUGUGAUCCCCCGGGGGAGCCCCGUGACCAUCUGGUGUCAGGGGGCCCCAGGGGCUGAGGAGUACCGUUUUGAGAAAGAGGGAAGCCAACCAUCAUGGAAUCGUCAUAAGCCACAGCACUCUGGGGACAAGGCCAAUUUCUCCAUCACACAAAUGACAGACAAUGAUGCAGGGAUAUAUCACUGUUACUAUCUCAGCCUUAAUAACUCGUCAGAGCACAGUGACCCAUUGGAGCUGGUGGUGACAGGAUCCUACAGCAAACCCAGUCUCUCAGCCCUGCCCAGCCUGUUCGUGCCCUCAGGAAAGAAUGUGACUCUCCAAUGUAGAUCACAGCAGGGAUUUGGCAGGUUCAUUCUGACUGAAGAAGGAGAUCACAGGCUCUCCUGGGCCCUGGACUCACAACAUGCUGGUGGGCAGUCCAUGGCCCUGUUCUCUGUGGGCCCCGUGACCCCCAGCCAUAGGGGGACGUUCAGAUGCUAUGGCUGCGACAGGGACAGACCCCAGGUGUGCUCACACCCCAGUGAUGCCCUGGAGCUGCUGGUCUCAGGUGAAUCUGGGAAGCCCUCCUUCCUUACCAAGCAGGGCCCCAUCGUGGCCUCUGGACAGAGCCUGGCCCUCCAGUGUCGCUCUGAUGUCGGCUAUGUAAGAUUCGCUCUGCACAAGGAGGGGGAACGGGACCUGUACCAGAGCCUUGUCCUGCAGCCACAGGCUGGGCUCUCUCAAGCCCACUUCCUCCUGAGCACUGUGAGCAGCUCCCAGGGGGGCCGGUACCGAUGCUACGGUGGAUACAACCUCUCCUCUGAGUGGUCGGCCCCCAGCGACCCCCUGGACAUCCUGGUGGCAGGACACCUGUCUGACAGACCCUCCCUCUUGGUGCAGCCAGGCCCCAGGGUGGCCUCAGGAGAGAACGUGACCCUGCUGUGUCAGUCACAGAGCCAGAGGGACACAUUCUUUCUGUCCAAGGAGGGGACAGCUGAUACCCCCCUGCGUCGGAGAUCAAAGUACCAAGAUCAGCAGUUCCAGGCAGAGUUCUCCAUGAGUCCUGUGAUCUCAGCCCAUAGGGGCACCUACAGGUGCUACAGCUCACAGAGCACCUCCCCCUUCCUGCUGUCACACCCCAGUGAGCCCCUGGAGCUCCUGGUCUCAGACUACACAGUGGAGAAUCUCAUCCGGAUGGGCGUGGCUGGCUUGGUCCUGAUGGUGCUCGGAGUGCUGCUAUUUCAGGCUCGAAAGGACACCAACAUGGCCCUCAAAGGAGCCAGGAUGUGA
This is a messenger RNA of Pipistrellus nathusii (Nathusius's pipistrelle), 1377 nucleotides long. The record is from the annotation of a GenBank genome assembly. NCBI's taxonomy places the organism in Eukaryota, Metazoa, Chordata, Mammalia, Chiroptera, Vespertilionidae.